AUGCAGGCAUUGAGGAUAGUGUGGGUGAAGGUGGCGGUCUUGGCCGCUUUGGCAACCCAGCUCGUGGUCGGGUCGCCCUACACCCUUCCGUCCCAUCUCGCCAGCGUCCAGGCUGCUUACAACGACUCGGCAUUCAUCAUCACAGAGUCCGGCGAGCUCCAGCUGAAGCUGUGCGAGUGCGAGCGCGCCGCGGGGGCGCCCAACGGCCUGUCCUGCGACAAGGCGGGCUGGUUCGUGUCCUCCUGGGAGCGGCAGGGCCAGUGGGUGACCCCCUUCUCCAUCGCCGGCAGCGGUACGGUUCCCCUGUCCCACGCCAUCUGCUGCCGCCCCUGCCUGCCCAGCGAGCUCCCCCCCGACUCAUCUGGCCGCAUCCCCAGCGGCGAAAAGCCGGUGGCCGUGGUGUCCCUGGCCUGCCACGUCAGCACCGACGAGACGCCGGGGCACUGCGAGGUCGCUGGGUCCAGCCUGGUGGCAGGCUUCAGCGAGUCGGUGCAGGUGUUCAGCGCGGCGGACACUAACUACCCCGUGAACGCGGCACGCUGUUGCACGCCCUCCCUCCUCCUCUCCAACGGCGACGCCUGGGAGCUGGAGCGCUGCGCCUGCUCCCCCGGCGAUCCCGGCGCCGACCCCUCCGUGUCCUGCGGCGGCACCAACACCCACAGGCUGCUGGCCGGGUACGCAGACCGCCGCGCCACGCCGCUGGGCCAGUCGGUGCCCGUGGCCCCCGCUGACUGCUGCGCGCUGUGCCUGUCGCGCCACUUCCACCCCAUGUCCCAGUGCGACGACCUGGCCAACUGCAACGAGCGCGGCGUGUGCAACCUGGGCGCCUGCGACUGCUUCCAGGGCUGGGCCGGUCCGGACUGCUCGGCACGCGACGCGCGCGGCGGCCGAGGGCGCGGCGUGCCCGGCUGGGCCAUCACCCUCAUCGUCCUGGCGGGCCUGCUCGUGGCCUCCCUGUUCAUCCUGGUGGGGGGCCACGUGCUCAACCUCCUCGGCGAACGUGUGGACGCGGCGGCGGGGCUGGCCGGCGACCCCGACUCGCCCCGCGCGCCCCUGCUCAUCCGCAUCGACGCCGGCGACGCCGGGUCGGUGGGGUCCCAGGAUUCCGACAGCGACGCGUCGGACGCGGAGGACGGGCAGCUGGCGCGGCGCAUCGCGGCCGCCAUCCAUACCCUGAACACGGGGGCGCCUGGGGGCCUGGGAGGGGGGACCCGCGGCGGCUGCAGCCUGGGGCGCGACUGCGCGGUGUGCAUGGUGCGGGAGUGCCAGGUGGUGCUGGUGCCCUGCGGCCACACCUGCCUGUGCAGGCGGUGCAGCCGGAAGCUCCAGCGCUGCCCCAUCUGCCGCAAGGACAUCGCGCGGCGGCAGCGGCUCUUCCUGUAG
Auxenochlorella protothecoides is the source of this 1383-nucleotide messenger RNA. Its product is annotated as Baculoviral IAP repeat-containing protein 3. Lineage: Eukaryota; Viridiplantae; Chlorophyta; Trebouxiophyceae; Chlorellales; Chlorellaceae. The transcript is spliced from 5 exons. The coding region runs from base 1 to 1383 and encodes 460 amino acids. The record is from RefSeq and is a predicted model, not a curated record.